Messenger RNA from Oldenlandia corymbosa var. corymbosa, 918 nucleotides. Lineage: Eukaryota; Viridiplantae; Streptophyta; Magnoliopsida; Gentianales; Rubiaceae. The record is from the annotation of a GenBank genome assembly.
AUGGUAAAUUCAGAGUUAGGAUCCAUUAUAAUGGUUUUGUCACAAAACCACCGGGCAGUCAGUACAAAAGUGGUUAUGUUCAUGCCAUGGACAAUUGUUGAUGCUGACGAAUGGUCUAGAAUUGAAGUGGAUGAUGAAACAGUUAGUAAGCUUGGGUUAGUUGCUGCUGAGUCAGCUUACCUAAGAAGAACCACGACAACCAGCAGAAAUCAAACUGUCGAUAGCAAGUCCUACUCAAAAAAAGAACAAGAUGUUCCCGUGGUUUAUAAUGAACAAGUUGCUGAUCCUGCACAAACAGUUGAUAGUUCACAAGCUGGUGCAGGAAGCGCAAGAUGUUGCAGUGGAGUAAAGAGCAAGUUGAUGAUCGUGCCCAAACUGAUGAUGGUUCACCGGCCAAAGUUAGAGGAAAGAAGAAAGUUGGUGAAGACGAGGAAGAAAACGAGGAGUUGGACGAAGAAGCGUUUUGAAAUCGCGAAAUAUCCAGAAAAUCUCCUCAUCCACUCAUUCGGCUCCACGUCUCUCAUUUCCUUCAACAUUCAGGAAUUGAUUUUGCAGCCGCAAAUGUCUUUCACGGAGACAGUUAAAUGCGAAAUUAUCUUGAAAACCAUAUAUCUGGCGUACUCCAUUGAAACCAGCGGCUAUAUAUCGAGCAUGUCGAAGUCAUCUCUGGCCGCUUCUGCCAAGGCUAUUACCGGCUGUGUGAUUCUUCUUCAGCUCUGGGCCUGGGAGCGGAUUUUGACGGUUCAGCCCAAGAUACUGGGUGGGGAGCUCGAUCUAUCUCAUUGUCCAUUGGGCACGAGGUGGUCCCGUGAGAAAAAAGUUCAAGUAUUCUAUUCAAUUAUUUCGGAUUCCCGGGAUAUAUCUCCAGAUCCGGAAGACCUUGCGCCUCAUGGCCACAUUGAUGGAGGACGUUCGUAG